Molecule: messenger RNA, 735 nt
Organism: Ipomoea triloba (trilobed morning glory)
Lineage: Eukaryota; Viridiplantae; Streptophyta; Magnoliopsida; Solanales; Convolvulaceae
Exons: 2
Coding region: 202-735 (177 amino acids)
Source: RefSeq, a predicted model, not a curated record
UUGUUUUUUUUAGUUUUUCUGUUAUUUUAAUUUUGUAGCUAGGUUCAUUAUCAUUUAUUUAUUUAUUUGUUUGUUUAUUUUGUUAUUAUUAUUGUUUAUGAUCUUAGGGCGAUCAAUAAGGCAUAAAAACGCUGAAUUAUUUCCUAUUGAUCUUGAAAUUGCGCGUACUUGUAGGAAAAAAGGGUACGAAGGCGGCUUGAAAUGGCUGAAAACAACAGAGCGGGUCAACAGGAUGAACGCAUACCACCAAUAGUUCCACCUCCGCAAAAUCAAGCAGCCCAACCACGUCUUCGAGACAUCCAAAGACCGGUAAUAGCUGUUAACCCCUGUUGCAUUCAAUUAUCUGAUGCAGCUAGGAAUUAUGAACUCAAGAGUUUCCAUCUGAAUAUGCUUCCUACCUUUAAUGGUUUGGGAAGUGAGGAUGCUUUGGGUUUCAUGCGAGAGCUUUAUAGUACGAGCCAUCGCAACCAUCUUAUGAAGAGGCAAAUUACAUGGGAUCUAAUAUGGGGAGGCAACCACCAAGAAAUGAUCCAUUUUCCCAUACAUAUAAUCCAGGUUGGCGAAAUCACCCUAACUUCUCAUGGAGAGAUCAAGGUAAUGCAAGGCCAAUGGGACCACUUGGAUUUCAGCAACAAGGGCCAUCAGGAUCUCAACAUCAGCAAUACAGACCCUUCCAGCAGCCACCUGCACCACAACAACCUCAACUUCUUGCUUAGGAGAAAACGCCUCAACUAG